This is a messenger RNA of Drosophila innubila, 998 nucleotides long. RefSeq names its product glutamic acid-rich protein (gene COX6AL2). Gene Ontology annotation, biological process: mitochondrial electron transport, cytochrome c to oxygen. The coding region runs from base 84 to 959 and encodes 291 amino acids. The transcript is spliced from 3 exons. The record is from RefSeq and is a predicted model, not a curated record. Gene Ontology annotation, molecular function: enzyme regulator activity. Gene Ontology annotation, cellular component: mitochondrial inner membrane. Lineage: Eukaryota; Metazoa; Arthropoda; Insecta; Diptera; Drosophilidae.
GUACAGAUUCAGUUCAGACCCAGAUUAUUUAAAAUUUUUACAUCCUCUUAUGUUCCAAAUCUCCCGCACUUGCGCCAAAAAUCAUGCUGCAGUUAUUACACGUUGCGAAAUGCUUCCGUUUGCCGUACCGUAUAAUUCCAAAAGUUUCGAAUGUAAACUCUCGGUUCAAGUCUGACAAGUGCCAAAAGGACGGGGACAAGAACAAGAAUAAGGAAACUAAGGAAACCAAAUGCCAAGCCGCUAAGAAAGACGAGACUGCCAUUUCUGGUGGUGCCAAGUGCGGGAGUAAGAAAAAAGAAACUGGCCCAAAGUGUCCUCCGUGCUCGUGUCCAUCAAAAACAUCUUCAGGUCACCAUGCCAAUUUCUGGAAGAAGAUCACGUUCAUGGGCGUACUGCCAAUAGUUGCCAUACUCACAGUACUUGUAUUCACCUCGCAUCACGAGGGUGAGCGACCUGAAUUCAAGCCCUGGCCCCACUUGUACAGACGUACAAAGUCAUUUUACUUUGGUGACGGCAAUCGCACAAUGUUCCACAAUCCCCAUUGGAACCCCUUGCCGCCAGAAGGAUACGAGGAUGAGACGGAUUUAGAUGCAGAAGGAAAGCCUGCCGAAACGGCCCAGGAGCGGGACCAGCGACUUAAAGAAUUCGGCACUGUCCACAAGGAAUGGAAAAAGUUGGCGUCCAAACGUGAGGCUGAGGCCAAGAAGGCGGAAGCAGCAGCCGAAAAGGAGGCCAAGAGGUUGCAAGCCGAGGCCGAUAAAGAGGAAAAGAGGCAACGGGCUGAAGCUGAAAAGGAACGCAAGCGACAGGAAGCUGAAGAAAAGAAGCAACGGGCAGCUGAAGAAAAGGAGCGCAAGCGGCUGGAGGCAGAGGAGAAAAAGAGACAGAAGGAAGAAGCCAAGGCCCAAAAAGUGGAAUACGUCUUUGAAAAAGAACCUUACGACCUUCGUGAUGAAUAAACUCCAAAUUUUCCGUAUGAUUAAAUAUUAGAUGUUAAA